Ziziphus jujuba (common jujube) is the source of this 2447-nucleotide messenger RNA. RefSeq names its product probable protein phosphatase 2C 12. NCBI's taxonomy places the organism in Eukaryota, Viridiplantae, Streptophyta, Magnoliopsida, Rosales, Rhamnaceae. The transcript has 11 exons. The record is from RefSeq and is a predicted model, not a curated record. Bases 431 to 1741 code for a protein of 436 amino acids. Gene Ontology annotation, molecular function: protein serine/threonine phosphatase activity. Gene Ontology annotation, biological process: protein dephosphorylation.
CGUUGCUGCCAUGUCAGCUCAUAACAAAAAGAGUUAAAAAUAAAUAAAUAAAUAAGAGGGAAAGAAAGAGAAAGAAAAGGAGAACAGCUGCAUUUGCGCUUUUCUUUGUUUUUUGGUAUCUGGUUUAGUUGGUUUUUUGUUUAUCGGCAAUGGAAUUUUUGCAGGGCUCCGGGAUCCGCGUUUCUCGAUCACAGCGUUUUAUCUAACUCUUCUUCUACUCUCUUCGCGCCUAAUAAUCAACCAUUUUUCUCUUCCUGUGCUCAUAAUAAUCUCGUUAUUGAUAUGUUCCGCAGUUUCUUCUAUUUCUCUUGAAGAUCUCAGUAAUUUGGCCUGGAUUUUUGCUCAAUUUUUUAGCGGAUGGACGAUUGAAAGGUAGUAGUCAAAUUCAUAGAGGAGAGGGGUGUAAAAGGAUUUUCUGUUUCUGAGAACAAUGUCCGCAAAGACUGAACAUCACACGGUGCCACUUUCGGUUCUGCUGAAGCGUGAAUUGGCAAACGAGAAGAUUGAGAAUCCGGAAAUUAUAUACGGUCUGGCGAAUCAGAGCAAGAAAGGGGAGGAUUUCACUUUGCUUAAAACCGAAUGUCAAAGGAUGGUCGGAGAUGGCGUUUCUACUUUUUCCGUUUUUGGGCUGUUUGAUGGACAUAAUGGGUCAGCUGCUGCAAUUUACUCAAAGGAGAAUCUCCUGAAUAAUGUUUUAAGUGCUCUCCCAUCUGAUCUUAAUAGAGAUGAAUGGCUAUUAGCACUUCCAAGAGCUUUGGUUGCUGCUUUUGUCAAGACAGACAUAGAAUUUCAAGAGAAAGCACAAACGUCAGGAACAACUGUCACCUUUGUCAUUAUUGAAGGAUGGAUCAUAACUGUUGCAUCUGUUGGUGAUUCCCGUGGUAUGCUUGAAUCAACUGAAGGCGAAUUUCUUUACUUGUCUGCAGAUCAUAGGCUUGAAUGCAAUGAAGAGGAGAGGAUACGUAUCACUGAAAGUGGGGGUGAGGUGGGUCGUCUUAAUACUGGUGGUGGUGCAGAGAUUGGUCCUCUCAGGUGUUGGCCAGGUGGCCUGUGUCUUUCACGAUCAAUUGGAGAUAUGGAUGUUGGCCCGUUCAUAGUGCCUGUUCCUCAUGUAAAGCAAGUGAAGUUGUCUUCUAGUGGUGGUAGGGUUAUCAUCUCUAGCGAUGGUGUGUGGGAUGCUUUAAGUGCCGAAGUUGCUUACGAUUGUUGCCGUGGGAUGCCACCAGAUGCUGCAGCUGAACAAAUUGUUAAGGAAGCUGUCCAGGCAAAGGGACUUCGAGAUGAUACAACGUGCAUUGUUAUUGAUAUGUUACCCGUGGAAAAGCCACCUGCUCCUUUGCCUCCACCAAAGAGGCAGGGCAGAGGAGUGUUUAAGUCCAUGUUUCGCAAGAAGUCCGCAGAAUCAUCUUCUAAUAUUGAUAAAGAUUAUUUAGAGCCAGAUGUGGUGGAGGAACUAUUUGAGGAGGGAUCUGCGCUGCUUUCAGAAAGGUUAGACUCAAAAUAUCCACUCUGUAACAUGUUUAAGUUGUUUAUCUGUGCUAUUUGUCAAGUAGAAUUGAAACCAGGAGAGGGUAUUUCUAUACAUGCUAGCUCAUCAAAUUUAGGAAAGUUGCGUCCAUGGGAUGGCCCCUUCCUUUGCCCAAGUUGCCAUGAGAAGAAAGAGGCCAUGGAAGGGAAAAGACGGUCUGGAGAUACAGUAGUGGAAGUGACUAGGCAGCCCUCAGCCGUUUUUGCAUUUUGAGAGCACUAACAAUCAUUUUGUAGUUGAUUGUGGGAAGCUGGAUGUUUCUCACUAUAUAAAUUCCUUUCAAUUCGUCAUGGGAGAUUUUCAGCAUUAAAAUUCUUUUUUGUCGUUCCACUUUGGACUCGAUGAGGAUCUCCAUUUCUUCUUUCUAUAUUCCAAGUCAGAAGAUCCUGUUGGAGCUGCUUGCUUUUUGAGAUAUCUGUUUUGACUUCAGAGUGAUGUAAACAGUGCCUGGUUGCCUGAAAAGAAGGGGUUGUGGAAAGGUUGGAUAAACUUGGUUGUGCAUAAAUGAUGUGACAGACGUUAUCAUUUUUUCUAUCUGGAUCCAUACAAUUCCACUUUAUAGAGCUAACAUCGAAUGAAAGCACUCUUCCCUGUAAUAUUAUACAUAGGAGGUUCCAUGAAACAUUAUUCACGUUCAUUUCAAACUAGGAAUACUGUGGUCGGCUUUCCCAAAGAAUACGUUUAUGUAGCAUAGUAUUUGAUCCUUCCUUGACAAGUCCGAAGGAAAACCAUCGAAGUAGGCAAUCAAUUUUUUCAUCUCCUAGAUAGCCUGUAACCAACUUUUUAAUUUUUUUUUUUUUUUUUUUGUUGGUGUUAUGAUGAUGUACUAAUCAGUUCUUUGAUUGGAUGUCUGCCCAGUUCUUGUUGUAACUUGUAAGUAUGUUUUUGGAUCUGCAUAAUAUUUUGCUAUUGUUGUUUU